AUGAGUUUCAGUGGCCCUUCUCUCGGUUCUGGUGGAAGAACUGCCAGAAGGGUAUUCGAAUUUGGAAGAACAUAUGUUGUGAAACCUAAAGGCAAACACCAAGCAACCAUUGUAUGGUUACAUGGCCUUGGUGAUAAUGGUUCAAGCUGGUCCCAGCUCUUGGAGACUCUUCCUCUUCCAAAUAUCAAGUGGAUAUGCCCUACUUCACCUUCUCAACCAUUAACCUUAUUUGGUGGCUUUCCCACAACUGCAUGGUUUGAUGUAAGUGACUUAUCUGAAGAUGCACAUCAAGAUGUAGAAUCAAUGGAUGCUUCUGCAGCACAUGUAUUGAGUCUCUUAUCUACUGAGCCUCCUAAUAUCAAACUUGGUGUAGGAGGGUUUAGUAUGGGAGCAGCAACUGCUUUAUAUUCUGCAACAUGUUUUUCACAUGGAAAAUUUGGAAAUGGAAACUCCUACUCUACUCAUUUGGAUGCAGUUGUUGGCCUUAGUGGUUGGCUUCCAUGUGCAAAGGAUCUGAGUAACAAGGUGGAAGGGGAGGAAGCUGCAAAUCGUGCUUCAUCCUUGCCUAUUUUACUUUGUCAUGGCAAAGCUGAUGAUGUGGUACGCUUUCGUUAUGGAGAGAAGUCGGCACAAAAGCUAACUUCAACCGGCUUCAAAAACCUCACUUUCAAAUCCUAUGACUCGCUUGGACACUAUACGAUUCCUGAAGAGAUGGAUGAGGUUUGUUCAUGGCUAACUUCAAAAUUGGAGCUGGAAGUUGGGAAAAAUUUGUAA
Messenger RNA from Lactuca virosa, 774 nucleotides. The record is from the annotation of a GenBank genome assembly. NCBI's taxonomy places the organism in Eukaryota, Viridiplantae, Streptophyta, Magnoliopsida, Asterales, Asteraceae.